GAUUACCUGUCAAAGGUUGAAGCUCUGAUGAGAAAAUACCCAGCUCCACCUGAGGAAGAGCUCCACCCAGAGGUCUGUGCUGAGAAGGCCUGGACCCUGAUGAAGUUUGACAAAGAGAAGAAGCUGCAGGCUGCAGAGCUCUUCCAGAGAGCUGUGAGGAUGCAGCCAGACAACGUGGAAUGGCAGACCAGCUGGGCCAUAUUAUCAGCAGAUCCCUUCAAAGCUUACAUGAAGGACAUGACUCCUGAUGUCUUGGAAAAAGUGAAAUCUGCCACAGAACGAGAUCCAGACAACUUGUAUGUUGCUGCUCUUUAUCUGGAUGCACAAGGUGCAAAGGGAGAACAAAUUCAGGAUGAAGCAAAAGAUUUAGUUGUAAAGAUUCUAGAAAAGCCAAUGCACAACUACUGUGGGAUCAACCUACUAAUGAAGCUGUAUACAAAGUACAUAUCUGUAGACGAAGCCAUUGAAAUAGCCGACGAGGUCUUGAAGAGACAUCCUGAUUCACGUUUUGUAAAGAGGUCUGCAGCAAAAUGCUACACAAAGAAAAUAUUUUCUCAGGAAGGCAAUCCUGAUCCCAGAAUAAUUAACAAAACAAUCCAUCUGUGGGAAGAAGUGAUUGAUGCUUACUCUGAAUGUUCCCUGAAAGAAAAAAUAUCUCUAGCUGCCAUCUAUUCAAAGGUAGACAUAGAGAAAGCUGACCAGAUUUACAGAGAGCUUCUGGACAGAGAAGAUCUGGAUCCAGCAGAAAAACAGAUGCUUUACAAAUAUUAUGCAGACUAUUUAUACUUUGAUAAGAAUGAUACAUGUGGGUCUAUUGAAUACCACAUGAUGGCAGUAGAGAUUCAAGAAGAAUCUGUUUAUCGACAGUUUAGUAUUGAUAAACUGAAGAACAUAAAAAGACUCAGGGACCCUGAAAUGCAGAGAAGGAUCAAGGAGCUCCUGACAUCCCUGGGAAUAAACCAGUGA
Molecule: messenger RNA, 966 nt
Organism: Cyprinodon variegatus (sheepshead minnow)
Lineage: Eukaryota; Metazoa; Chordata; Actinopteri; Cyprinodontiformes; Cyprinodontidae
Product: interferon-induced protein with tetratricopeptide repeats 1-like
Exons: 1
Biological process (GO): defense response to virus
Cellular component (GO): cytosol
Molecular function (GO): protein binding
Source: RefSeq, a predicted model, not a curated record